Messenger RNA from Pseudoliparis swirei, 2486 nucleotides. RefSeq names its product histone-lysine N-methyltransferase SETDB1-B-like. The record is from RefSeq and is a predicted model, not a curated record. Gene Ontology annotation, molecular function: histone H3K9 methyltransferase activity. The transcript is spliced from 8 exons. Bases 295 to 1482 code for a protein of 395 amino acids. NCBI's taxonomy places the organism in Eukaryota, Metazoa, Chordata, Actinopteri, Perciformes, Liparidae. Gene Ontology annotation, cellular component: nucleus. Gene Ontology annotation, biological process: heterochromatin organization; negative regulation of gene expression.
UGCAACCUAGCUAACUGCAUAACAACAGAAGUCCAAAAUGGAGAAAGCUUUUAUAAUACGAAUUAUGUGCCGUUCAGUGUAUUAUAAUAAUCAGUUUUGAAGAAAUGUUCGCUUAUUUUUUCUUUUAUAUUCGUGACACAAACCCGACAGUUAAAGCUAUCGUAUUUCUAGCGGCAGCUCGUGCUGUUUGCCAUCGUUGCUAUCCUGACGGCUAGGCUGGCUUCCGGUGGUGCGGAAGAUCAUCAACAAAGGCUGGCUUGCCUGCACUGUGGCAGGAAGGACACGUCAGUGAUUAUGGAAGUUGACGAGAUGGAGACAAGCAUACCGGAGCUCCAGAUGUUCAACAUGAGGGUAGAAAACGAGACAAAGAGAGAUGAAGAAAGAGAGGAUGAAGAUUAUAUGUCAGAUUUCCCAUGCACGUCUGUUCACUCCACAAAUGUAACUCCCAUCAAGGAGACGCAAUUGAAGGACGGUUCAGACUUGCUCAAUGUAAAAAAAGCAGUGGUGGUCUUGACCCGGCUCCCUGAAUAUAAGAUCAGCGCUCUGCGACCACCGACGCCUCAGCAGUUCUACAGCGAAGACGACUCCCUCAGCAGCUCUGAUUCCGAUAUGCAGUUGGAACCAGAAGAUGAUUCUUGUGAUUCUGAUUUUUCGCUUUCACAAAACAAAAGGAAAUCUUUAAAACGCAUUGCUCCAUCACACACGGGCAGGAUGGUCAUCAACCACAACAACCUCAAUGGAGGGCCCCCUGUAAUAAUAUCAUCGGCUUUUGCCCAUUGCUCCAAUGAAACCACAAAGAGCCGGCCCAACUUGCCAGAAGAAGAGGUCACAGUGAACACUGUGGUCCUGGGCAGGAAGAGAUCCAUGAGAUGGCAACGUGGGAAAAUAUUAGAUAUAAUAACAAAGGAAGAUGGACGGGUGAAGUACAAAGUUAGUUUUGACGAAAAGGGGAAGAGCCUCGUGUCCGGCCACCACAUCGCCUUCGACACCACACCGCAGCUGGAGCAGCUGUUUGUCGGCGCCCGCGUGGUGGUCCGCUGUCAGGACAACAAGCUCCAGUUCCGGCCGGGUAUUUUGGCGGAGCUCCCCAGCAGAAAGAACCGCUUACGGUUCUUGGUCUUUUUGGAUGGUCACAUGCCAGUCUAUGUGGGCUUACCUUUAUUUCACCUGGUGUGCAGACCACUGGAAGUUGCUCUGGAUGACAUUCCAGAAAGUCCUCACAAGUCCUUCAUGACGCAAUAUCUGAAGGACUGGCCGUUCCCCCAUUUAACCCAGUACCGGGCUGGACAGAGCCUCAACGCCGAACUACAUGGAGCCCAGCAGAGGUGCCAGGUGCAAAUGCUCGACUGCAGCUUGAUGCAGGUUGUUUUUAAGGAUACUCAACAUAAGGAGUGGAUCCAUCGAGGCUCCAUGAGGCUGGAACACAUGGCAAGAUUUUUGGAAAUGAAAGGAGCGGAAGAGCGCGAGAAUGAUUCGGACUGAAAGCCCAGGGACACAGAAACGUAUCAUGAAAUGACUUUGGAAUACAAACCAUGAAUAGAAAAAUGUACUACAUUUUCCCUAAUAUGUGCCAUUGGAUUUUCUUUAGGAAAGGUUAAUAACUAAACAAUAUCCGCUCAUAAUAAGAUGUGCAAAUAAUGAGUUAAGCGCACAUGAAUGACUCGAGACGGUUAUUUAAUCCAAUCUGCUUUGCUUCUGUGCUUCUCAUAUAGCUGUUUGGUGGGUUGUUGCACUUCGAGCUGAAGUUGUACACCAUUAUGACAUGGUGAACAAGUUUUUUUUCCAGAAAUAGGAAUUAAUCUUAAGACCAGUUUGUUAUAUUUAGGGGAGGACGAUCCGCCAUAGUUCUCCUCUACGGUUGGCACCCAGGAACUCAAGAUGAGGCCACAUCCUGCACACCACACCUUGAAAUUUAAACGAGCAACUUUGCAUGUCGAAGACAAGAAUAUUGGCUUCCUGUUUAAUCUUUAUUUCACUUUUUCACAGCGUGACACUCGGACCCACAAUUUAAAUUGUGCAUUUAUUUGUUUUGUGGAUGUUGAGUGCUGGGAAGCUGUCACAGUAAAUAUGUUUGCAACAUAUUCUUCAGUUUAAUUUUAUUUGGAUAUGUCCUAAUUACAUUAAAUACAAAUUGAUACGCUGACACAUUUUUCCAGACCGGUACAUUUCCCCAUGUGGGGACAACAACAAAAGGUGCUCAAACAAUAUGCAGGUUAAUCAACUUCCUCAAAUAUGUUUUCAAUGUUUUAUUUGAUGGGCCGUAGUGCAGCGAGCGGGGGCGUUCUCCUCGGUGAUGGAGCUGGUUCCACCUCGUGGAGCCAAGACGGCAAAACGUUUUGACCUUUUUCAGCAAUAAUUCUUUUUUAAACUCUCAUUGUUUAGCUCUGGUUUUUCAUACAUGAAUAACCGUGUACCAGUUUAUAAUGUUGAUGAUUUGGCGUAAGUCAAAACAGGAAUAAUAAACAUCAGGAACUGUUAGAAAGUCA